Mugil cephalus (flathead mullet) is the source of this 1505-nucleotide messenger RNA. RefSeq lists its product as uncharacterized. The transcript is spliced from 8 exons. NCBI's taxonomy places the organism in Eukaryota, Metazoa, Chordata, Actinopteri, Mugiliformes, Mugilidae. Bases 392 to 970 code for a protein of 192 amino acids. The record is from RefSeq and is a predicted model, not a curated record.
CAUGGAUUUCUGGAGAAGGGAUGUUGUCGUCACAGAGACAAGCAAGAUUACACAUAUAGAACAUAAAAUACCAGGAGCCUGCUUGUGCAAUAUUGGAACUCAAUGUGUCCUCUUGUUGACUGUAGUGGCGUGUGACAUCCUGUAGGUGGUGCCUCUGUGCGGUACAUGAUGGGAACCAGAAAGAGAUCCACCACUGGAGGACUGGAGGGUCUCGGCAUCAACUGGCUGAUCCCCUCCUCCUCCUCCUCCUCCUCCUCCUCCUCCUCGUCCUCCUCCUUCUCUUAUAUUCUUCCUCACUCGUCUCGGAAAUGCUGCAUGACAUUUUAACAUCCAUUCCCAGUCUGAGCGAGUGUCUGGUCUGAAUUCUGACAAAAAGUAUUUUGUGAAGAAAAUGGAAAAAGGGAGAAAAUCCCCGCAACUGUACGGCGCGCUGGAAAAGACGCAAAUGGGGGAAGCGACGGCGAAACCAGCAGAAGAUGUCGUUUCAAUGGCCGACUCCACGAUUACGAUCGAGGACAUCGAAGGAGAGCUGUUCAGGAUCGAGCGGAUACGAGACAUCCUCGUACGGAGGGAAUCAGAGCUGAGAUACAUGAUGGAUGACAUCCAGCUCUGCAAAGAAAUCACAAGGCUGAAGCAGGAGCUGCAGAAGCUUGUCUCAAUACCAGACAAAGACAAGACCAAAGAGGACCGGGAGAGGGAGGAGGAGCUGCUGCAGCAGAUCAACAAGCUGGUGGAGACCAGAGACUUCCUGGUGGAUGAUGUGGAGUUUGAAAGACUUAGGGAAAGAGAGGAAGACAGAGAAAUGGCAGCCUUCUUACAGUCCAAAUUCCCCAAAGCUUUGGCCACGAAAGGCACCUUGGAGGAUCAAAAGGUGGCCUCCAAAGCCCAGCAGACAUCAGCACCGUUAAUAACUAAAACAGGACUUACUCUGCUGAAGGAAUGCUGCGGCUUCACCUGCUCCAUCAUGUAACGCGUUGUCCAAAAGAAAACUGUGGAUUCGACCUGAAAACUCCUCCUCAGUGCUUUCAUGUAUUAAUUGUGUGUCUGCACUAUCAAGAAGGCGUGUGUGCUUUCAUACUGAAAUAAGCUGCUGUGAAAUACUGUGUUUAAAUGUCCUUCAGCAGGGAGCCUGACCGGUUUAUGGAUAUACGGAGGAUUUGUGCCUAUAAUUAAGUUAGUUACGUAUUAUUACGGCUGCUCCGACAGCGCAACUAUCCAUUUGUGAUGUAUAAGACAGUGUGGAUGUCCCUGAGGGAACAAACUAAAUCAGCCUUUGCCAUUUGCUGCAGUAGCUGAGUAUUAAAAUAACAUUGUUAGGGCUUUAACUGGGCAUUAUUUUAAUCUCUCUGUCUUUCUCUCUCUCUCUCUCUUUUUUUAAAUUAAUAUGCCUUAUGGUGUGUGUUUUGUAGAGGCUAAAGGAAAUUAAUGUGCCUGUGAGCGUUAAUUUUGUGUUACUACGACUGUAGCAUCUUUGCAGUGUUGUUAUAAUAAAGACUAUAAUAAGA